Messenger RNA from Acanthoscelides obtectus, 2925 nucleotides. NCBI's taxonomy places the organism in Eukaryota, Metazoa, Arthropoda, Insecta, Coleoptera, Chrysomelidae. The record is from the annotation of a GenBank genome assembly.
GUAGUUAAACGCAUAACGAUUGUGUUUAGCAGCAGCAGUGUUCAGUUUUCUCGAAUUGUUAUAACAUCGUUUAUUAUUUUUGACAGAAGUCGAUGUUGCUAAUUAUUGUCGGUCUGUUCGUUUCUCUGAUAAUACUUUUAUUGCAUUUUAAUCGCAAUAACGACUGCUUGGAUUUUGAUACAACUUGGACGAUGGUACACAAUUGGCCCAUAAUAGAGUCAGAUGGCAUCAUGUCUACCCCCCCGACAGACUCUAGACAGCCACCAGAUGGUCACGAGUUUCCGGAUUUCAUCGAAGACACCGACAUUUCGAACAACUAUUUUAAAGAGACGAAGAGAGAACCCACGUUCACCACCUUCACGGCCGAGUAUAAACAUCCCCAGGCCGCGAAACUAGUAGAAGACUCGCCAACCAACACCACGAAUUUAACGCAAGUCGGAAGCGCCUCGAAUACAGAUCUACGUGCUAAGCUGUAUGAUUCCAGCGAAAACGUCAGUUCAGAUGAUUCCAUACCUGAUCCAGUCUACCUGCACAGGAGGUCGCAGAGCUUGAUUAAUAUGUCAACAUUGUCCAAGGAGAAAAAUGCCAAGUGGAAUCAACUAAUUGAACAGCGAAAACGGGGUAUCUCAAAAUUGAAAGGCCUUGUGAUUCCGGAGGCAAGUGAAAGCGAUGUUCCAGCUGUGAAUUCUUCUGUAAACAUACCCGAAAUCAAAAGCCACACAGCAAGUCUUGUACAAGUGCCAAAAGAAACGAAUUGUGCCAGCAGUCCACAGAAGGUGUUCACAGAUAAUACUGACCUCGGCGAUCCAUUGAAGUAUUCCAUACUUACGCCACCCUGGUCGGCUGACAGUCCUAGCAACAUACCCAAGUACUCUCCUGCGUUCAAGAGGAAAAGUCUACAGGUGUAUCCCAAAAUGGUAACUAACGAAACGUACGAAUUUGUGCCUGAAUAUUGUGAUAAGUCGAGUCCGAACCCUUGCCCAAGGAAACAAAGUGAUGAAGAUAUUAAUCCGCCUAAAUCUUUAGAAAGCAUCUCCUCGCCGACUAGAUCAGACUGCAGUUUCGAUUAUACUUGCUUCCAGAAGAAAACUGGUGAUAAAAAUGGCGAUUCCACUCAGAAGAGCAUCAAAGAAGAUGAAAGUGAUAACGAUUCGGCGGUUAGCUCCAGUCAGUUCAGCUACAAUUCCAGGUUUUCUCCUCCACCGUCUCCUACAAAAUCUUGCGAAGAUAGUUUCUUGAAAAGGUCUGACGACGAUGAUAGCAACGGCCCAAACAGAUUACUGAAACCGUUUAGCAUAGAAGCUAUUAACAGAAAGAAUAUACUAGCCUCUGCAAAAUGCAGAAGCGGCAAAGAUUUCAAAAUCGGAUCGCCAGUGAUAAAAAGGAAGACGGAAGAGGCUGAAACUGGUUCUGUUGAAGGAACUACUGAGACACCACCCGAUAAGCCGCCUGAUGAUGAACCAACUGAGACUGAGCCAGUUGAACUGGUUGAAACUGUCGAUACUGCUGAAGCAAUUGAAGCUGUUGAAUCAAUUGAACAGCCUAUCGAACCGGUGGAAAAAGAAGUUAAAAUCGCCACCGAGACUGAAAAAGUGAUCGAUAUUCAAAAACCUGUAGAAGUGAAGCUGCUGCAAAAUAAGGUUAAGGAGGUUAAACAAGUUGAACCGAAAACACCAGUCGUUGAAAACGCGAAAAUUUCAUAUUCAAGACCAAUUUCGAGGAGCUCUUUGGACCUGAGAAGUCCGAAUGUCGUAAACGACGAUAGAAAAAACAGAUUCGCGAAAGACUUGUACGGUUCCAGUAGCAUUCUGAAUCGCAAUCACAAGCCUAUCAACGUGAAAGUACUUAUGGAGAACUUCGAAAACUUUGGUUCUGCACCACCUCCUAUGCCUCAUAAAGUUCCAAACUACAAACUGCCUGUAGUCAAAAAGAGUAUCAGAGCUGAAGUGUCUACUAUUGAACACGAUACUCCUUCUAGUCCACAAACCAGUUCUGAUAUAAAGAAGGCCAAGUCGGUGGAGAACAUCAAACCCAGCGAAGUGAAAGCGAAGAAACUUUUUGAAAGAGGCCUGGUUGAUAAGGUGGAGAAAUUUGAAAGAGCAAGUUGUCAAGACACAAAUGUCAUUACGAUGGUUCUCACACUUGACAGUCUUGAAAGUAAUUUAGGAGUAGCUUUAACUGGAGGAGCAGAUGAACAUAAGGAAAUCACUGUCCACCGUAUUCGUUACGGUAGUGUAGCGUAUUCUGAUGGAAGACUGAAAAAGGGAGAUAAGAUCUUGGCCAUUAAUGGUAAAUCCACCAAAGGGCUAACUCUUGCAGAGGCAACAGAACUGCUAAAGGAGAAGACUAAGAAAUUUGUUUUCCAAGUAAGAGAGGGUAUCGAAUCAGUGCCAUCUAGUGGACUUUCUAGAAGGUCAUCAUCUGUAUCAUCCAUUUACAGUCUGCCAGAAGCUACAGGUCCCCAUGUAGAAGCUAUCACGAAAAAGCCGACGAAUGUCAUAAGUUUCUUAAAAGACGAUUCUGGAUUUGGGUUCAGCAUCGAGGGUGGAAAAGAUCCUUUCAAAGGUGAUAUGCCACUCAUUGUCAAGAAAAUAUUCACUGGCGGAGCAGCAGACAAGAAUGGUGAACUGAAAGUUGGUGAUGAGAUAAUAUACAUCAAUGAUGUGAAUGUAUCCCAUCAAAGCAAAAUGGAGGCUUGGAAUGCAAUGAAAAAGAUUCCAAAUGGAGUUGUUAAUAUUCAUGUCUACCGAUAAGCAUUUCUAAGCAUUUACUUAAAAAUAUUACCAAAAUAUUCCUUUUUUUGCAGUUAUGUGUAAUCAUAUUUAAUGUUUAUAGUUAAAAGUUGGAAGCUUUAUAUGUAAUUAAUAUUGAAAUGUAUUUAUGAUGUAAAUAAUGUUUACCUAAUAUAUUAUUUUUUAUUUUCCA